AGGCACACUCCAACCACUCUCCUCCUCGCACAACAUUUCUACAUUCCCUUGCUGUCCACCAACAAACACGCAGUGCCUGUUGUGGAAUUAUACCAAGAAAAAUCAUGGCGCCCAACGAUAAAGCGGGCAGGGUCGUGUUCAUCGGCAAUAUUCCUUAUGGCGGAACCGAAGAGCUCAUCAUCGAAACCCUUGGUCGCGUCGGUCAGGUCCUCAACUUUCGCUUGGUGUACGACAAGGAAACCGGGCGCCCCAAAGGCUUUGGCUUCGCAGAGUUCGCCGACGCUGAUGCCGCAGCCUCCGCGGUGCGAAACCUCAACGACUACGAUUUGAUGGGAAGGAAGCUGAGGGUCGACUGGUCCAACGAGAGCGGCUCCGGCGACAAUGCGCCGUCAAAUCGCGACCAGAACGCGCAGCCAACCAUGGGCAUGAACGGCCAGCAGCCAGCAGCGCCAGCACCGGCGCAGCCAUCGAGCACCUUGGGCCCUCUUCCACCGGGCGUCGAGCUACCGCCCAACCUCACCUGUCCCGAUGCCAUUUCGCGCACGCUCUCUACACUCCCUCCAGACCAGCUCCUCGACAUCCUCUCACAGAUGAAGGGCCUCGUAAUGACGGAUCCGGCAAAGGCGACAGAGCUCCUGCGACAAGCGCCUCAGCUGGCUUACGCCAUUUUCCAGUCGCUGCUGCUCCUCCAGCUGGUCGACCCACAAAUCCUGACCUCGCUUGUGGAGACAUCGGCGGCGCCUGCCCCAGUUGCGCAGGCUCCACCUGUUCAGCAAGUACAGCAACCACCACCGCAAGUUGCGCGACCACCUGUAAACUACCCCGGAUACCCACCGCAAGUUGCGCCUACACCUCCUGUUCCGCAGCCAUAUGCGCAGCCUCCACAGCAACCACAAGCACCUCCUACGGACCAACAAGCCUUAUAUGCCCAGGUCAUGGCUCUGUCGCAGCAGCAGAUUGACCAGUUGCAACCAGAAUAUCGCGCGCAGAUCCUGCAAAUACGGCAGAUGUUAAUGGCUGGCGGACGGCCCUAGUUACGCCGGCAACGAUGGGGACUUUGCGAGAAUCCGGAGCCUCGCUUUGAUCUUGUUUUGAAGGACCGAUUGUUCGACAAGCGGGGCACAGAGAUUCUUCGAGGCAUACUACUCCAUGUAGGGGUGAGUACGACACAGCUUACACCUAUAGCACGGGACUUAUUCGAAAUUAUGAACAAUCCCGACCGCCGUGAAAGAGCGGAGAACUUGAAAGUGGAGAUGUUCGCACACGAUUUGUACAGUCGACAUCAUCUUCCAGAGGAGGAGGAAACUUGGGAACUCCUGAUUCAGUAUUUGGUCGAGGUUACAGAGUCUGAAUUCAUUUCAGACAGCUCAGGCGAUGGAAACAAUUCUGAAUUGGACGGGCAGGAACGUUAAGAGAACUUGUCGAAGUGUAACUAGUUGCUCUUUAAAGAAGGCUGCAUAGCACAGUCGCGAUCAGACAUGGACUUGUCGCACAACACUUGAAUAAUGCAAAAAUGCACAUCAUGUCACA
Messenger RNA from Alternaria alternata, 1530 nucleotides. RefSeq lists its product as hypothetical. Lineage: Eukaryota; Fungi; Ascomycota; Dothideomycetes; Pleosporales; Pleosporaceae. Bases 105 to 1034 code for a protein of 309 amino acids. The transcript has 2 exons. Gene Ontology annotation, molecular function: mRNA binding. The record is from RefSeq and is a predicted model, not a curated record. Gene Ontology annotation, biological process: mRNA 3'-end processing. Gene Ontology annotation, cellular component: mRNA cleavage and polyadenylation specificity factor complex.